Messenger RNA from Lodderomyces oxycetoniae, 2328 nucleotides. It is a transcript of the gene VPS53, whose product is annotated as Vps53p. The record is from RefSeq and is a predicted model, not a curated record. Gene Ontology annotation, cellular component: GARP complex. The transcript has a single exon. Gene Ontology annotation, biological process: retrograde transport, endosome to Golgi. Bases 1 to 2328 code for a protein of 775 amino acids. Lineage: Eukaryota; Fungi; Ascomycota; Pichiomycetes; Serinales; Debaryomycetaceae.
AUGGACGUUUAUGACUAUGACCCUACUACACAUUUGAGCGAGAUAUUUGACUCGCCAGAAAUGUUAAGUCAAAUACCACAAGUUUUAUCACACAUUAAUCAGUACAAGUUACAGGUCAACAAGGAUAUUGCUCGACUUAAAAGCAGAUACGAUGCCACUACAAUGUUAGAUAAUGACAUUGAAGAGCUCACAGCUGAUAUACGGGAUGUUAAGCAAAGCGCAAAGUCAACAAAUGCAACAAUAACGCGGAUGACCAGCUCAAUACAAAAUUUGGAUUGCUAUAAAAAGAACUUGGUUUUGUCAAUGACGGUGUUUAAACGAUUGCAAAUGCUCAUUAAUGUAAAUAACAACUUGAAAUCUAUAAUAUCAACUCACAACUAUAGAGAAAUAUACUCGAAAUUGGGGGUAAUGAAGGAAUUGCUAUCAUUUUUCCAGCAGUAUAAAUCGAUUGACAAGAUCAAUCAAAUUCACUUGAUGAUUGUACAUACUCAAAACAAAUUGAUUGAUGAUGUAUUUAUAGACUUUGAGGAGUACUUGAAGCAAGAAAAAAUGGGUGAGAAACAGGAAGCAAAUCUACUAUAUGGAGCAAGAAUAUUAGAAUUGAUCGAUGUAAAAUACAAGAGCAAACUACUCAAUUGGUUUAAUAACUUGCAAUUGAGAGAUUUGAAAAACAUAUUUAGUCAAGCCGAUGAUGAAGCAGGGUCAAUUGAAGGAAUUGGCAGGAGAUUCAUUUAUUUCAACAAGAUACUAAAACAAGUUCAACAAUUGAAGAUUUUUCCUCAAGAAUGGCAAGUUCCGAUUGGCAUCAUUCACGAAUUUUGCAAAAUAACCAAAUACGACUUAACAAAUACGUUACGAAGUAGAAGGUUUAAUUCCGAUGCUCUUAUUGCAAGCUUAACCAAAACGAUUGAGUUUGAAAAACAACUAAAUCUGGAAUUCCCUCAAGAGACUGAGUUUAAUUUGUCAAAAGUGUUUGAACCAUAUUUGUCAAUAUGGGUACAAGAACAAGACAAAUAUUUACAAGCUAAGUUCUUGGAGUUUGCAUCAACUCCGCAAUUACCUGAAGAAUUGAUUAAGGAUAUCAAUGCUAGUGUCCCUAAUAUUGCUGUGACGUCAAUAGAGUUGUUCAAGUUAUUUCAAAAGAUUCUAACCCUGAUUUUGAAGUUAUCUCAUGGAGAAGUAUUGAUACAAUUGGCAAAAAUGUUUAACAAAUAUUUAUUUGAAUAUCUUAAUAGGAUAUUGAUGCCUGUUUUGCCUAGAAAUGAUGAGGAUAUAGUUGGAACUGAAGCUAUAAAGUAUUUAACUAUGUUGUUGAAUACUGCAGAUUACAUCGUGGGCAACAUUGAAGAAAUAAAUGAGAAAUUGCAAUUUGUCAUUCAAGAAGAGCUGAAACUGAAAUUGCCAACCUUGAACAGCGAUAUAUUCUUACAAUUGGUGAAUAAAAGUAUAUCUGCAUUGCUUGUUAAAUUGACAAACGACUACAAGCCCUGCUGGAGGGAAUUUUUCAAUAUUGAUUGGCAGAAUAUGGAGUCAGUUGGUGAUCUUUCUUCUUAUAUGUUUGAUAUCAAGCAAAUAACACAGGACAAUCUAAAAAUGAUUCUUCCAUUAAUUAUCAGAGAUAGUUAUGUGAGAAACUAUAAUGACAAAUUAGUUGAACUCUUAGUCACCACCAUUGCCAACAAUUUGAGAUUUGUUAAGCCAUUAACAAUAACAAGUUUAGAACAAACAUUACUCGAUGUCAUCUCCCUUAAGGAAACGUGCUUGAAGUUUCCCGAAUUUGCUAAUAAGCAAAGCUCAAAAUCGUAUUUGAAAUACGUCAAUACCCAUUUCCAAGAACUUGAAUCUAUUUUGAAAAUCAUUAUGGUUCCCAAUAAACCUAUUGAAAACUAUAUCGAAAGUUAUUUCGAGUUGAUUGGAGGAAGAUCAGUAAGCAAUUUCAUCAAGAUUCUUAAUCUUAAAAAGAUUGAUAAAUCUGUGCAUUAUAAAUACGUAGAUAAUUUCAAGUUGCAGUUGAGUAUUGAUGAUGAUUCUAGCGACCACCCACACCACAUAAACCAGCUAUUGACUAAUCUUGAGGAUGAUGAUAUGAACCAACUUGGCAGUGGCAAUGGCAGUGGCACCGGUGCCUCGGGAGCUAUUAUCGCCGCUAUUCCUGGAAGACUAUCUAGUCCUCCAGCAUCCGGUGUCUCCUCACCAAUGUUGCUACCCAAGAUGAAUCAAUUUGAAAAGAACAUUCGUGAAUUGGCCAUAUCUGGAGAAACUCACGUUAGUAAAUUAAAUGAAAACUUUAGAAAUUUCGGGAAAUUUUUUAGAAAAGACGAACGAUAA